AUGGUGCUUACUGGCAACAAUCCCGCUUUGAUCAAGACUCCUAUUACACGAUUGUCCACCGAAUUUGCCAUGAAAGAUUUGGGUUCUCUACACUAUUCCCUUGGUGUCGAAGUUCAACCUAAUUCUCAAGGCUUAUUUCUUAGCCAAACCAAGUAUGCUCUUGAUCUACUACAGCGUGCUGACAUGGUUGAUGCCAAAACCAUUACCACUCCCUUUGUAGUUGGACACCAUCUCUCUACCGAAGGGAAGCUCUUCUCGGAUCCCACCCUUUUCCGGUCUCUUGUUGGAGCUCUACAGUAUUUGACAAUUACUCGGCCUGAUCUCUCAUUUAGUGUCAAUUCCAUUUGCCAGUACAUGCAUGCUCCAACUGAAGAUCACUUUCGCGCACUCAAACGCAUAUUGAGUUAUGUUAAAGGCACGGUCCAUCAUGGUCUACAGCUCCCCCACACUUCCUCCCGUGAGUUACUUGCUUAUUUUGAUGCUGAUUGGGCAAGUUGUCCUGAUACACGUCAGUCUACCACCAGCUAUGUUAUCUUCUUAGGUGCCAAUCUUGUUUCUUGGUGUUCCAAGAAACAAUCCACUGUUUCUCGCUCUAGUGCCGAAGCUGAGUAUUGA
Molecule: messenger RNA, 615 nt
Organism: Pistacia vera
Lineage: Eukaryota; Viridiplantae; Streptophyta; Magnoliopsida; Sapindales; Anacardiaceae
Exons: 1
Coding region: 1-615 (204 amino acids)
Source: RefSeq, a predicted model, not a curated record